GUCUUUUAAUCAUUCAAGGUAGUUGAAAGUGUCAACAUUCAUUAGGGUGAAUGGUCAAAACACUAUAACCAGGCUAUACAAGGAAUCUAUCAAUCUAUAACGUAAAUUUCACUUUUAGCUACAUGACAAACACAGGAUAUCAAAUAAUAAUAAUUUCCCCUCAUCUUUUCUUUCACAGUCUCAUCACACACACAGUCACACACUCAUUCCAUCUCUCACUGAUUUUUUCCCCCUCAUUUUUCACUCCACUAUUGACUACGCAUUUUCCACAGUCCACACAAAACUCAUCAUCAUCAUCAUCUCUCUCUCUCUGUCCUGCUGCUUGCUGUGCCUGAUAAACUGUGCAUUUCUGCCAUCCCACCAUUAAAAAACACACUCUCCCACACAGCUUUUUUAUAAUAAUUUUCAUUCAUUCAUUCACACUUCCUAUGAGACCGACCCCUCCAAGAAAACAGUCCUGCAUUUUGCUUCAGUAAAGGCCCCCCUCCUACUUCUCCAAUCCAACAUUUCCUCCAUGUAAAUCAGUAAAAGAAGAAAAAAAAAAAAAUUUAGUUCUGUGGUGAAAAUAUCAAAAUAGGUUUUUAUGAUUAGACCGAGAUGGAGUUAGAUAGACCCCAUCAUAGAACAACUCCAAGCACAAGUAAUAGUAGUAGUAGUAGUAACACUACAGCAAACAAUAAUGAGCUCUUCAUUUGCUUCACUUCUCGACUUCCUUCCUCGUCUUCAAUGAAGAUAGCCAAAUCUAUCCUCAGCCCGGGUCGGGCCGCCCGAGACUCCCACAUCUCACUUUCCACCUCCCUCAGCAGAAGACUCAGGACUAAUGGGAGCAUCAAAGGCGGGUUAGCUUCUCCGAUGUUUCCAUCCGUUGGUAAGAAAAGAGGAGCCGGGUUGGAGAAUCCGGAGCCAUCUUCUCCUAAGGUCACUUGUAUCGGACAAGUCCGGGUGAAAACCAAGAAAAAGGUCAAGCAAACCAGGAGUUUGUCCAGAAGGCGAAGUGGGGAUGUAAGUUUCAGGAAAUUAGAACAUCAGCCUCAAGAUUUGUUGAGAAAUAACAGUAUUGAACAUCAGCUUCAUUCGUCAAGUUCGCAUUUUCAGCAGCAAGAAUGUAUGCCUCACAGGAAUCAGAGGUGGGUUCACUUGCCAGUGACGAUUUGUGAGGCUUUAAGAACUUUUGGAGCUGAAUGUUUGUUUCCUUGCCGGUCCUCUUGUUCGUCAAACGAUGAGAGAGGAAAAGGGGAGAAAGGUAAUAAUACCAACAAUGUUCUGGGUAGGGGAGAUUCGGAUGGGGGUGAAAGCGAUGGAGGAAGUUCUUGUGGGGCUGUUUUUGCAAGAUGGUUUGUUUCAUUGCAGGAUUGUGAAGGAGGUAAAGGCAGGGAAAUUGAGUUGGUUGUGGGUGGAGAAGAGGAGAAAACAGAGGUGAGGCAGAGGAUUUCAAUGAGGAGUUCAAGACGGCAUGUUUUUGAGGAUAUGAAGUUUAAGGAAGAGAGUAUAGAAGUGAAAGCUGAAGGUGAGGAGGAAGAGAAAGCUAGAGUGAGCAUUUGCAUUCCUCCAAAGAAUGCUCUUUUGUUAAUGAGAUGCAGAUCCGAUCCCAAUAAGAUGGCUGAUCUUACUAAUCGUUUCUGGGAAUCCCCUGCUUCUGCGAAAGAUGAAGAUGAACCAGAAGAAGAGGAUGAUUGUGAUGAAGUGAAUAAAGAUUUGAAAGGGUUAUUUGUACAGGUUUCAGAUUCAACAAACGAAGACAAAGUAAAUGCGGAAGAAGGGGAUGAAGAGUUGCUUUCAGCUGAAAGCAAUGGCGGAGAGACUGAGAUGUUGGAGAAAGAUUCAAGCUUGGAUGCAGCAGAAGUGCAGGAGUUAGAAGAUAUGGUUGACAAGGAAGUACAGAAAGAUGAGAACUUGGCAGCAGAAAUGCAGGAGUCUGUUGACCAGGAAGUACGGAAAGGUACGAACUUGAUGCAGGAAUUGCAAGAAAUUGGCGUUGAAGAAAUGGAAGAGAAGCCAAGUAGUAGCGUUGAGGAAUCAGGAUUAAGCGAUGGUUCAGUGGAAAGUGAAGAGGCAGAGUCUAAUUUAGAUGCAUUUGAAGAUUUAUUGGGCGAAUCAACGGCAGAAAGUCCGAUUCAAUGGCAGGUUUACCACGAGGAGGAUGAAGCAGAAAGGUCCCCAGAAAUCGACACUUCGUUUUCGUAUGAACAGUUGACAGAAAGGGAAACGGAAGAGCCAGUCAAAGAAGGAACAGAAAGUGAAGAGAAAACAGAGGAGUUAACAAUGGAGCAGGAUGAGGAGAUCCCGGAAACAUCGUCUUUUGAGGAUAAUAAAGAUAAUCCGACAACAGCCCUUUUCGCAUCUGAACUGAAAGAAAGGGAAAAUGACCAUAAAGAAGAAGAUUACGCGCUUCAAGAAUCAGCAUUGAGGGAAAUGGAGGAUGAAAUUAACAAGGAAUUGGAAGAAAAUGGCGUAAUGAUGGAAGAAAAGGAGGAGGACCACCCGUCAAAUGUUUUGCCGGAGUGUUUGUUAUUGAUGAUGUGUGAGCCCAAGUUAUCUAUGGAGGUUUCCAAGGAAACCUGGGUUUGCAGUACCGAUUUCAUACGGUGGUUGCCGGAAAGGCCGGCGAAGAAGAAAGCCAAUAACGUUCUUUCGUCGGAGGAGAAUAAGAAGAAACCGAACAACCCUCCACUUCCGCCGCCUGGACCGCAGCAGAAUCAGCAGCAGCAGCGGGAGAUGACGAGCCAGCCGCAGCAAGAGCGCCGGCGACAGCAGCAGAUGUUGCAGCCGCCGAGGUCGUCGUGUUCGUUGCCGGCGGCGGCGGCGGUGUCGAUGGCGGCAAUGAUUGAGCAGAAGUUGGUGAAUGCGGUAGGGUAUGAGCCGUUCGUGCUGACAAGGUGUAAGUCGGAGCCGAUGAGGACAGCAGCGGCUAAGCUCUUGCCGGAGGCUUGCUGUUGGAAUAAUAGGAAGCUGGAGCCGCAUAGGAAUGCUACGUUUGGUGUCGGCGCGGCUGGAGUUGGAUUCUGAGCCAAGCUGAGUUGUCAGGGAUUAAAUAGGGGGACUUUUAUCAAAUACUUUGUGUGGCUGUAAGAGUGUUGUUUCUCCUUUGGCAUUUUUCUUUGUCUUUUUCCUUUUGGGGGAAGGGGGUGUUGUUUGUUGAUAGAUAGGGUUGCACAGGCAUUAGUAUUGUUAGUGGUGGGUAGUAUUUAGCUAGUUGAUCAAGCAUCCUUGUACAUGGAAUGUCAUCCCUUUCUUUCUUUACGUGGUCGUUAGUAUUUAGUGGUACUAAAUUUUGAUGGGUACUAGUACUUUUAUCCUUCCACAUUUUCGCUGAUCAUAGAGCAUUCAAAAUGUGGCUGUUGACUUGUUUGACAGACUUAAUGUAGUUUCAUCACAACAUAAUAAGCAUCCGAGAUUGUAAAGGUGGCGUAAAAUGGGUCUUGAAUUGGGUGUAAUCGCGCCUAAGCUAGACCCAACUGUAUGUAAAUUUGUGCUGAAUCGCAUUUGUAAUGGGAUUGUAGAGUGAAAUCCUACCGAGUUUUUUGACGCUACUUGUAGUUUACCCCGGCCCGUUGUGAUGGCAGUGAAUCAGUCUACAAUGCUGCAAUUUUAUCCAGAAGAGGUGCAAAUAUUGGAUAAUUUUAGUUCACCAUGCUACUUCUCUUCCUUAUUGAUUUUUCUGCCCAAUAUGUCUAUAACUGCUAUUCUCUUCUUUUUAGCCCAGCAAUAAAAUCAGACUCAGCCCCAAUGUUCUGCCCCAUUAAGUUACUAG
Oldenlandia corymbosa var. corymbosa is the source of this 3751-nucleotide messenger RNA. The record is from the annotation of a GenBank genome assembly. Lineage: Eukaryota; Viridiplantae; Streptophyta; Magnoliopsida; Gentianales; Rubiaceae.